AUGCCAACCAUCACUGAGACAACAUUCCUCACGCCAACAGCCAACGAAAAAACCGUCACCGAGACAACGGUCCUCACACCAACCGCCGCUGAGAAAACCAUCCCCACGCCAACCGUCCCCAUACCAAAACUCGCCGAAACACCAUCCCCACGCAAACUGUCGCUGAAACAACAGUCCCCAUGCCAACCGUCCCCACACCAACCGUGCACAUGUCAACGAUCAACGGUCCCCACACCAACCGUCACCAAGACAACCCUCACCGAGACAACGCCCCCUACACCAAACGUCGCCGAGACAACCGUCCCCAUGCCAACCGUCCCCCAGACAAGGAUCCCCAUGCCAACCGUCGCCGAGAAAACAGUCGCCACGCCAACCAUCGCCGAGACAACAGUCGCCACGCCAACCAUCGCCGAGACAACAGUCGCCACGCCAAUCAAC
Messenger RNA from Pterocles gutturalis (yellow-throated sandgrouse), 438 nucleotides. Its product is annotated as gamete and mating-type specific protein A-like. The transcript is spliced from 3 exons. The record is from RefSeq and is a predicted model, not a curated record. The annotation marks the transcript as partial. Lineage: Eukaryota; Metazoa; Chordata; Aves; Pterocliformes; Pteroclidae.